UUCUUCGCGGCGCGCGUGGAGUGGUCGCUGGGAUUCCGGGUGCGGGCGGCCGCAUGGAUUCCUGCGGCCGGUGGCGGAACCUGCCCAGCGGGCCUAGCCUGAAGCACUUGACCGACCCCUCUUACGGGAUCCCGCGGGAGCAGCAAAAACCAGCGCUGCAGGAGCUGACGCGGGCGCAUGUGGAGUCCUUCAACUACGCUGUGCGCGAGGGACUCGGCCUCGCGGUGCAGGCUAUACCUCCCUUCGAAUUUGCUUUCAAAGAUGAACGUAUCUCUCUCACUAUUGUGGAUGCUGUCAUCAGCCCCCCCACAGUUCCAAAAGGGAGCAUCUGCAAAGAGCUCAGUGUCUACCCAGCAGAAUGCCGGGGCCGAAGGAGCACCUACAGGGGAAAGUUGACAGCCGAUAUCAGUUGGGCAGUAAACGGGGUCUCAAAAGGAAUCAUUAAACAAUUUCUUGGCUAUGUUCCCAUCAUGGUGAAGUCCAACCUUUGCAACUUAUACAACCUUCCUCCCAAAGCGCUCAUCAAGCACCAUGAGGAAGCAGAGGAAAUGGGAGGCUAUUUUAUAAUCAAUGGCAUUGAAAAAGUCAUCCGAAUGCUGAUUAUGCCUCGGAGAAAUUUCCCCAUUGCAAUGAUAAGACCAAAAUGGAAAACCAGAGGCCCUGGCUAUACUCACUUUGGAGUUUCAAUGCACUGUGUGCGGGAAGAACAUUCUGCUAUCAAUAUGAAUCUUCACUACUUGGAAAAUGGCACAGUUAUGUUGAACUUCAUUUAUCGGAAAGAACUGUUUUUCCUUCCUCUGGGAUUUGCACUUAAGGCACUUGUCAACUUCUCCGAUUAUCAGAUUUUUCAGGAGCUCGUCAAAGGAAAAGAGGAUGACUCUUUCUUCAGAAACUCUGUUUCUCAGAUGUUAAGGAUUGUGGCAGAAGAGGGUUGUUCCACACAAAAACAAGUCCUUCACUAUCUAGGUGAACGCUUCAGAGUAAAACUCAAUCUUCCUGACUGGUAUCCAAAUGAACAAGCUGCAGAGUUUCUAUUUAACCAGUGCAUCUGUAUCCACUUGAAAUCAAAUACUGAAAAGUUUUAUAUACUUUGUCUCAUGACCCGGAAGCUCUUUGCAUUAGCCAAAGGAGAGUGCAUGGAGGAGAAUCCUGAUAGUUUGGUGAAUCAGGAAGUCCUUACGCCUGGUCAACUCUUCCUCAUGUAUCUGAAGGAAAAAAUGGAAGCUUGGUUAGUGUCUAUUAAACUAGCUAUAGAUAAGAGGGCUCAGAAGACUAAUGUGUACAUUAACAAUGAAAAUUUGAUGAAGAUUUUUAAUCUGGGAACAGACCUUACAAGACCAUUUGAGUAUCUUCUUGCUACUGGGAAUCUACGUUCUAAAACAGGUCUUGGCUUCCUGCAAGAUUCUGGACUUUGUGUUGUGGCUGACAAGCUGAACUUCAUACGCUAUCUCUCCCAUUUCCGCUGUGUGCACAGAGGGGCCGAUUUUGCCAAGAUGAGAACCACCACAGUACGCAGGCUGCUGCCAGAGUCCUGGGGUUUUCUUUGUCCCGUGCAUACCCCCGACGGGGAGCCCUGCGGCCUGAUGAACCACUUAACUGCCAUAUGUGAGGUUGUCACACAGUUUGUGUACACAGCAUCUAUUCCAGCUUUGCUCUGCAACUUGGGAGUCACUCCAGUCGAUGGCACGCCACACCGACCCUACAAUGAGUGCUACCCUGUCCUGCUGGACGGCGCCAUGGUCGGCUGGGUGGAUAAGGAGCUUGCGCCUGGCAUUGCAGAUGCUAUCCGACAUUUUAAGGUGUUGAGAGAAAAAAGAAUUCCUCCCUGGAUGGAAGUGGCCCUCAUCCCCAUGACAGGAAAACCCGGUCUCUACCCAGGAUUGUUCCUUUUUACCACUCCUUGUAGACUGGUGCGACCGGUGCAGAACUUGGAGUUGGGUAAAGAAGAACUAAUUGGAACUAUGGAACAGCUCUUCAUGAACAUUGCUAUCUUUGAGGAUGAGGUUUUUGCUGGAGUUACCACCCACCAAGAGCUCUUCCCUCACAGCCUGCUGAGUGUUAUUGCCAACUUUAUCCCAUUCUCCGAUCAUAACCAGAGUCCACGGAACAUGUACCAGUGCCAGAUGGGUAAACAAACCAUGGGCUUUCCACUUCUCACUUAUCAAGACCGAUCAGAUAAUAAACUAUAUCGUCUUCAGACUCCACAGAGCCCUUUAGUGAGACCUUCCAUGUAUGACUAUUAUGACAUGGAUAACUAUCCAAUUGGGACAAAUGCCAUCGUUGCUGUUAUUUCUUACACUGGCUAUGAUAUGGAAGAUGCCAUGAUUGUGAGUAAGGCCUCUUGGGAACGAGGCUUUGCCCAUGGAAGUGUCUACAAGUCUGAGUUCAUAGACCUCUCUGAAAAAAUUAAACAAGGAGAUGAUAGUCUGGUAUUUGGAAUCAAGCCCGGUGACCCACGGGUUUUGCAGAAGUUGGAUGAUGAUGGGCUGCCGUUUAUUGGAGCUAAACUGCAGUAUGGAGAUCCAUAUUACAGCUACCUGAACCCGAACACUGGGGAGAGCUUCGUUAUGUACUAUAAGAGUAAAGAAAAUUGUGUUGUGGAUAACAUCAAAGUGUGCAGUAAUGACACCGGAAAUGGAAGAUUCAAGUGCGUUUGCAUCACUAUGAGAGUCCCUCGGAACCCAACUAUCGGAGAUAAAUUUGCCAGUCGUCAUGGGCAGAAGGGUAUCUUGAGCCGACUGUGGCCAGCAGAAGACAUGCCGUUUACUGAGAGUGGGAUGGUCCCAGACAUUCUGUUCAAUCCUCAUGGCUUUCCGUCCCGAAUGACCAUCGGAAUGUUAAUCGAAAGUAUGGCAGGGAAGUCUGCUGCUCUGCAUGGUCUCUGCCAUGAUGCUACACCCUUCACCUUUUCAGAGGAGAACUCAGCUUUGGAAUACUUCGGUGAGAUGUUAAAGGCUGCUGGCUACAACUUUUAUGGCACCGAGAGGUUGUACAGUGGCAUCAGUGGGCUAGAACUGGAAGCAGACAUUUUCAUAGGUGUGGUUUAUUAUCAACGCUUACGACACAUGGUCUCAGACAAAUUCCAAGUUAGAACAACAGGAGCCAGAGACAAAGUCACAAACCAGCCUAUUGGGGGAAGAAAUGUCCAGGGUGGAAUCCGUUUUGGGGAAAUGGAGCGGGAUGCUCUUUUGGCUCAUGGUACAUCUUUUCUCCUUCAUGACCGCCUCUUCAACUGUUCUGAUCGAUCGGUAGCCCACGUGUGUGUGGAGUGUGGUAGUUUACUCUCGCCACUGUUGGAGAAGCCCCCUUCUUGGUCUGCCCUGCGCAAUAGAAAAUACAACUGUACUGUGUGUAAUCGCAGUGACACUAUUGACACUGUUUCUGUGCCUUAUGUUUUUCGAUAUUUUGUAGCUGAGCUGGCAGCUAUGAACAUCAAAGUGAAACUGGAUGUCAUUUAACUUGAUGUGACCUUCUGGCUUAGGGCUAUCAGGUUAAAACCAAAUUCACUUCAGUGGAGCUGUUGCUACAUUAUGCUGGUGUUUUUUCAAGGGUGUUAGAACUUUCAAACUAACUCAAGAUUUCUAAGUCUUUGGUAUAAUAACUACUGAAAUUGAUUUUAAAAAAUGACACAUUGGGCCUCCCUGGUGGCACAAGAAGUUAAGACGCAACCUAUGAAAGCUGUCCACAGCCGCCACUGCAGCAUGAGUUCGAUCCCCAGCUGGCCAGAGAGCAACCCAUAUGGCACAGCAGACCUCUCCUGACUCGCCCAGCGCUCCCCUCAGCAGUGUAUUUCGGUCAGUCCAUCUGUUCUGUUCCCCACUCUGUCUCUGGUGAAUCCUCUUACUCCCCCCACACCUCUGGCCUGUACUCCAGUUCUUGUAUGCAUAAAUAAAUAAAUCUUUUUUAAAAAAAUGACACAUUAAAAAGAAUAGAACCUCUAUAGGGGAAAUUGUCCUUUCCAAACCCAGUUCUCUGUACCCCACCUACAUGUAUUUGUCCAUGUAGAACAGAGCAGUCAAAUACAAAUAUGAUGCAAGCCAUGUAUACAAUUUUAUAUUUUCAUACUGUUACAGAAUUAUUUUUAAACAGGUUUACUGAAGUGUGAUUGUUAUACAAAUAACCACAUAUAUUUAAUGUGAACAAUUACAUGUAUUUUGAACCACACGCCUCUGAAAUAAUCACAGGGUAAUAAGCAUCAUGUUUCCUCCUGCCCCUUUGUUUUUGUUUGUUUGUUGCAGUAAGAACACUAUUUCCUUAACAAAGUAAGUGUACAAUGCAGUAUUGUUAACGGUAGGCACAGUUUUGUAAGGCAGACCUCUAGCAUCUAUUCAUCUUCCAUAAUGGAAUCUUUGUGGCUGUGGUACAGCAAUUCCCAUUUCCUUCUCCGCUGGUCCCUGGUAACCAUUCUCUCUGUCUCUUUGCUUGACUGUAUUUCAGAUACCUCAUGUCAGUGGGUUUGUGCAGAGUAUUUGCCCAUCUCUGACUGGCCUCCUUCUCAGGGUAUUGUCCUCUGGGUUUUCCAUGUUGCAUGUGACAGGAUAUCCCUUUUUCAAGUUUAAUGCUGCUCUAUUGUAUGUAUAUGCCGUUUUUUCUUUCUUUUUUUUUUUUUAAGAUUUAUUUAUUUAAUUAUACAAGCACUGGGUACAGUCAGAAGCGCGGGAGGGUGAGAUAAUUCACCAGAGCCAGAGUGGGGAGCAGAACAGGCAGAAGGACCGAAGCACACUGCUGAGGGGAGCAGCGGGUGGCAGGAGAGGUCUGCAUGCCAUGUGGGACCCUCGCCGGUGGCCGGGGAUCGAACCGGCGCUGCAGAGGCUGCGGGCAAUUUCGUAGCCCAGCGCUCAACUGCUGCGCCGCCAGGGGAGGGCCUCUAUGCCAUAUUUUCUUUGCCCACUUCUUUUAUUAAUGGACAAUUAGUUUCCAUAUUUCAGAAAUAAUAUUUCACGUAAUGCAGCCAAAAUGUCAUUUCAACAUGUAGUGAAUACAAAAUAUUUAUUGGGGUAUUUUAUAUUUUUCUAUACUAAAUCCAUAAGAUCUAGUGGAUGUGCUUUUCUUUUUUGUAUUCAGUAUUCAUUAUGUGUAUGUACUCUCCCCUGCUGAUGGAUAUUUGGGCUGUCCCAGACUGGCUUUUAUAGUGUUGGCAGGAGCUGCCUUGCCUACACUUACUUGUGCAAGUGUAAGAUGCUUUUUGAUGUGAAAAAGCUUUCUAAGGGCCUCCCAGGUGGCACAGCGGCUGAGUGCUGGGUUGUGAAGCUGCCCGCAGCCUCUGCAGCACCGGUUUGAUCCCUGGCCGCCAGGCGAGGGUCCCACAUAGCGCGUAGACCUCUCCUGCAGCCUGCUG
Messenger RNA from Talpa occidentalis (Iberian mole), 5338 nucleotides. RefSeq names its product RNA polymerase I subunit B (gene POLR1B). The record is from RefSeq and is a predicted model, not a curated record. Gene Ontology annotation, biological process: DNA-templated transcription. Gene Ontology annotation, cellular component: RNA polymerase I complex; nucleus. Lineage: Eukaryota; Metazoa; Chordata; Mammalia; Eulipotyphla; Talpidae. Gene Ontology annotation, molecular function: DNA binding; ribonucleoside binding; DNA-directed RNA polymerase activity.